Schistosoma guineensis is the source of this 3703-nucleotide messenger RNA. Lineage: Eukaryota; Metazoa; Platyhelminthes; Trematoda; Strigeidida; Schistosomatidae. The record is from the annotation of a GenBank genome assembly.
AUUUUAUUGAAUAACUUUUACUGUGAACAUCAGAAUCAUUCCAUUUAAACUUGGAAUUGGUGAUUGUGGAAGGUGAAUUGUUCACAAAUCUCCAUUGCAGAUAGUCAAGCGAUGACGACAUUCGAAUUUGAUGACGUGUCAAAUGAAACCAGUCAAAAUAAAUCUUGUUGCAUGUAAGACAUUUUCCAUUCGAUUUGACAGAUUCAGCUUCCAAAAUGUUGGAGAUCCAGUUGUUCUCAGUGGUCUCAUAUUAACAUUGAUCGGAUUAGUUCUUGGAUUAAUAAUCAUAUUUAUUAAGAAACUACAUUCUUCAUCCACAAUGAACACUAUCUUCAUCGUUAUCACCGUCAGUUGAAUAUGGCUUACUAUUGCAUUAAUGAUAUUUUCAUCCGACCAUCGAUUGAAUUUAUUGUAGAUUUGUUUGUUGAAUAAUGUAAAUACUGUCAUGUUAGUUUGAUAACGGUGAUGGAGAUAAAAGAAUGUUUGAAGGUUCACUUGAACAGAUGAGUUUCAACGUUGUGUUUUGAGAUGUCAGUAUGCAUAGAUAUCCAGUUUCUAUAAUUUCACUGAUUCCAUAAAAAUUUUGACGUUUAUAACUAGAUCAUUUUAGAUCCGGUUGGAUUAUCAGGUAUUACUCAACUGUUAAAUGAUGAGAAUUAUAUAACAUUAAAAGGUAUCUGUCCAUGUUAUGGAUAAUUCAGAAAUAUGUAGACGUGGAUACACGCGAUAACGGCACAUCCUACUCUUAUCUAUGUUUGUUGAUAUUACUAUUUGUAAGAUAUGGAAUGAGUUGUGAACGUAGAACAACUAAACAAGUUUGAUUUCUUCAUGUGAAUUUCUAUAAUCAUCCACUCACUUUGUCUAUCACUAAACUUGUAUUCAGUGAUGUACAUGUCAUCAUUUGGUGCCUCAAGUGGCAGUCACCACUAGCUGUCGUGGUUUUUGGUUUACCCAAGUUACUAUAACUCACACCAUUUAGGUAAUAAACCUCACAUAACAUGGUCGUGUGUACUGAUUGAGCGAAUUAGCUUUGAAAAUAUUUCAAGUUUGUCACUAUGAGGGACUUGAAUAAGCAUUCCUUGCCAUGUGCUUGUAUCCAUAAAUAUAUUCAUUUUAACCAUUUCAAUCGAAUGCAGGAGAGUGAACAUUAUUCUUUCAUUAUUUCUCCAGUCGUUGACCGAUUCAACUUCUGAAUUAAUGGUUAUUUGAUGUUACUUUUUUCCUUAUUCAGAUGAUAAUUAUUAGUACUGGUUUUGCGUUAUUAAUUUCAUGUGCACAAGUGUAUGAAAUAUUUAUUUCUCUACCUUUGGCUACCGGAUUCACCAUCUUAGCCAUUUUUAUGGGUAUGAAGCUAGAAGAUGUGGAAGAGAAAUUCAAGACGAUCUUGAUCAUGAUAUGUUUUGUAUUUGCAGGAAUUGGAUUCAUUCUCUUUAUUUUAGGGUUGGUAUUUAAAAAAAAUGUUUUACAAGGUGAUGCCUGGCUUUGUUGGUGCUGCUCAACGUUUAUUGUGAUUAUAUUCACAACAGAUUAUCUGAAGCGACACCGCGAAGAAGAGCAUUUUACUGAACUCUACGUUAUUUUCGUAUGGUUUUGUGAAUACUUUAUAAUGAGCGUCAAUUCAGAGUUUUUCUUUAAUUCAGUCCUCGACUGUCAAUGGAGCGGAGUGAAAAACUGAAUGAGACAAUGAUUAGACACGAUGAGUAGAUCCUAUUUCAUUGGAUGCUUUAAUAAGUUCACAUAUAUUCAUAUGAAAUAUUUUGAAAAUUAUUGUGAAGCAUUCUGUUGUUUAAAUAGAUGUUCUGUUAUGCAAGUGUUUCCCGAUUGAACUAAAUUUCUGCAUAGAAAAUAUUCGUUUAGAAUGCAAGCACACAUUGAAGCACAUUUCGAUUAUACUUAAAAUAACCACCAACCAAAUUGACUGAAAUGAUUCAUUCAACGAUCAUAUUCCACAAAGACCCACAUGUAAUGACAUUGACAAAUAAUUUACUUUUCAGUGAUUGUUUUUGUUUGUCUGACACUAUUUCAGAUGGAUGGUUUCCAUAUGUCCUCUAGACACCAUUAAACGAAUCAAUUUCGACUAUAAGUACACAAAGAAAGCUUCCUCUCUUAUUAGUAACAUACAGCAGCUUUCAAACUAGAUAUUCCUUCUUUGUCGUUGACCUUCACUUUCUAUUGUCUCACUUUGAGUCUGAUUUCACCCUCAUGACGCUUCUGUUUGAUAAAUUUUACUAAUUUCAUUAUGUUCAGUGACUACUAAUUGAAGUGAUUGCCAGCUUUCUGAAGAUUCACUAAUCAUUCUUGUUCAUUUUCUGUCUAACACAUCAACUUUUAGCAAGUUGAACAAGUGUCGAAAUCUGUCGACUUUCAUUUAUAUCAGUGAAUACUGAUCGUGGUGUUUGAUAGUUAUUGCAAGUUCAAACAGACGAAGAGGAAGAGUGGGUAAAUUUGUCCGUUGUAAUGCUCUCUAUAAUUCUUUGUUCGUGUAAAUUAAAUCUGCCUCUUUGUUUUUUCGUCCUUAAUGUAUUCGAAUUGCAUGGAUUGAUCUGGAAGUGUUUGCUUGUUUAUAUAUUGAGCCAUUGGAAAAUCAUUUUCGUGGACAAACAUUCGUUUGUUGGUUUCUUCAUUCACUUUCUUGUCACUUAAUAAGUACAAUAACAGUUGUUGAUGGCAUUUCAAAAAUCCGUCUUGUUCAUGUACAUUCAUUUGAUUUUGUUCUUCGGGUUUAUUUAUGGUACGUGUGAUAGCAUCAUUUACAUGAAUUGCGUUUGAAAACAAAUCUGAUUUUCGUCGAAACCCAGUUGGUGAAAUCUGAUUGUCAUAAAUGUGCAACUUCAGUUCACAUGUAUUAACGAAAUCACUGAUACUCAGUCAACAUGUGUCACAAGUGUUUUGCGCAUUCAGUCCCAUGCGAAAACAUGAAGUCAUGUCUGUACGGUUUGCUAGGUUGUAGAAGUAUCUUGUCGUCUAUAGAAAUGGAGAAUGAACAAAACUUCACGUCAGUGUUUCGGGUAGUGUCUAGUCACUCACCUCCACGAUUUCAAAGACAGUGGGUCAAGUUGAUAUUUUCCAUAGAGGAAAGGGGAAAUAAAUCGAAGUCUUAGUAUAUUGUGGAAAUAGUAGGACCCGCUCUUGAGUGGUUUGUGGCGAUAUUACACAGGUCAACCUCAAUGACAGAUGAGCCAUCAUUACGAGACCGAUUCUACACAAACGGAAAAGAUAACUGUGUGAAUCAAGGAAGUGGAUGUUUUCUAAUUAUGGUAGGUCACUACAUGGAACUGUGCAAAACUAUCGAAAGUUUUGAUAAGACGCAGAGAUUGAAUUUCAUAGGAUGUAUGAGAUUGCAUAUUGUGUGCCUGAAUGAAGGACAUUUCAGUCGGGAAUGUUGGCAAAAAAGUGCGAACAUACUGAUCGAACUGAAUAGAAACGCUCACUGUUAGCUGAAGCACUUAAUGUACAAGGUAGAAUCAAAUACGUACAUCGAGUGCUCAACGUGAAAGGAGAUGAUGACAACGAUAGUGGUGUUAAAUUACACCUCAACUUAUUUACUGCUGGUGUUCUUGAGUUGUUGAUUACAUUAUCUUCACGAUGGAGAAGCAUAUCAGAAGGAUAUUCUCUAGUGAGGUUGUUAUGAGUUGGACGUAUCAUCGUUCCAUUAAUAAAGAUCUCUGAUGUAGUGUAUGGUUAAUGAAAAUUUAAUUAGUCC